Rubroshorea leprosula is the source of this 3576-nucleotide messenger RNA. NCBI's taxonomy places the organism in Eukaryota, Viridiplantae, Streptophyta, Magnoliopsida, Malvales, Dipterocarpaceae. The record is from the annotation of a GenBank genome assembly.
AAAAGAACUAGAGAAGAAAGAAUCUUUCACCCCUUUCGAACUCCGCAGCUUGGUUGCUUCUUCCUUGAGCUAGUCGGACCUACCUUUCAGUGAAUUCCGACGAAAAUGUUGUCGCCGGAGCUCCAGCCGCGAUCAUUCCGACCGUAUAUCUCGUCUUCAGUAAGCGCUCCAAGCAUCUCCUCCUACAAGCAUGCCUCGCAGGAACGCAGCAGCGCUAACCCUAAUGUCACCAGUUUCAACUACAGCAACAGUCCAUCACCCUCCUCCUCCUCCUCCGCCGCCUCCGCUCCUCGAUCUCUCAAGAACUCUCGGUUCUCUCCCUCCUCCUUCGCCUACAACACUCGGCUUGCCCUUGCUCUGGUCCCAUGCGCCGCCUUCCUCCUCGACCUCGGCGGCAGCCCCGUUGUUAUCAUACUCACUAUAGGCCUCAUGCUCACUUACAUCAUCGAUUCUCUCAACUUUAAAUCCGGUGCCUUCUUUGGUGUCUGGUUUUCCCUGCUCGCCGCUCAGAUCGCCUUCUUCUUCAGCAGCUACAUGUACUCCACUUUCCAUUCCAUCCCUCUGUCUCUUCUCGCUGCAUUUCUAUGUGCUGAGACCAACUUCUUGAUAGGCAUAUGGGCAUCGCUUCAGUUCAAGUGGAUUCAAAUCGAGAACCCUACAAUUGUUCUCGCGCUUGAACGUCUGCUCUUCGCGUGCGUCCCUUUUGCGGCCUCGUCUCUCUUCACUUGGGCUACCAUUUCUGCCGUCGGUAUGAACAAUGCCUCUUACUAUCUCAUGGCAUUCAAUUGCAUCUUCUAUUGGAUUUUUGCGAUUCCUAGAGUUUCAUCUUUUAAAACCAAACAAGAGGUUAAGUUUCAUGGGGGAGAAGUUCCAGAUGAUAACUUGAUUCUCGGUCCGCUAGAGAGUUGCUUGCAAACUCUAAAUUUGCUGUUUUUUCCCCUGAUGUUCCACAUUGCGUCGCAUUACUCGGUGAUGUUCUCGUCUGCUGCUGUUGUUAGUGAUUCGCUGCUUCUUUUCUUUAUUCCCUUCUUGUUCCAACUCUAUGCUUCAACAAGGGGGGCGUUGUGGUGGGUCACGAAGAAUGCAGUCCAGCUUCGUAGCAUUCAGUUGGUCAAUGGCGCUGUUGCUAUGAUUGUUGUCGUGAUUUGUCUUGAGAUUAGAGUUGUUUUCCAUUCAUUUGGGCGGUACAUACAGGUGCCACCGCCAUUGAAUUAUCUUCUUGUCACUGCCACCAUGCUUGGAGGUGCUGCUGGAGCUGGUGCUUAUUCCCUGGGUAUGAUAUCUGAUGCUUUUAGUUCUGUGGGGUUCACGUCUUUGGCUAUAGUUGUCAGUGCUGCUGGGGCAAUUGUUAUAGGAUUUCCUAUACUGUUUAUUCCACUGCCUUCAGCUGCUGGCUUUUAUUUGGCCCGUUUCUUUACAAAAAAGAGUGUCCCAUCAUAUUUUGCAUAUGUUGUGUUUGGGAGCUUGAUGGUAAUGUGGUUUGUCAUGCAUAACUUCUGGGAUCUAAAUAUAUGGAUGGCUGGCAUGCCCCUUAAAUCCUUCUGUAAACUAAUUGUUGCUGAUACUGUCUUAGCCAUGUCUGUUCCUGGAAUAGCCCUUCUGCCUUCCAAGUUUCAGUUUUUGACUGAGAUUAGUUUAAUCAGCCAUGCAUUGCUUCUAUGCCACAUUGAGAAUCGUUUUUUCAACUACUCAAGCAUAUACUAUUAUGGUUUGGAGGAUGAUGUGAUGUAUCCAAGCUACAUGGUUAUUUUGACAACUUUGGUGGGAAUGGCUAUUGUGCGAAGAUUAUCUGUAGAUCAUCGCAUCGGACCCAAGGGAGUUUGGAUUUUGAGUUGCCUGUAUUGCUCAAAGCUAGCCAUGUUAUUUAUUUCAUCAAGGUCUGUCGGGUGGGUGUCAGCAGUCCUUUUAUUGGCUGUUUCUCCUCCAUUGCUUCUUUAUCGGGAUAAAUCUAGAACAGGAUCAAAGAUGAAGGCUUGGCAAGGUUAUGCCCACAGUGUUGUUGUUGCCUUAUCAGUCUGGUUUUGCCGUGAAACAAUUUUUGAAGCCCUGCAAUGGUGGAAUGGUAGACCUCCAUCUGAUGGUUCACUUUUGGGUUUCUGUAUUGUCUUGACGGGAUUGGCAUGUGUCCCAAUUGUCUUUCUUCACUUCUCUCAUGUCCUGUCUGCUAAGAGAUGCCUGGUGCUAGUGGUGGCAACAGGUCUUCUGCUUAUCCUAAUGCAGCCACCACUUCCCCUAUCAUGGACUUACCGGUCUGACUUAAUCAAAGCUGCUCGUCAAUCUGCUGAUGACAUCUCUAUAUAUGGCUUCAUGGCAUCAAAACCCACAUGGCCAUCUUGGCUUCUUAUAUUGGCAAUUCUGCUCACUCUAGCAUCUGUGACAUCUGUCAUACCUAUUAAGUACAUUGUGGAGUUGAGAGCAUUUUAUGCCAUUGCAAUUGGAAUUGGUCUUGGUAUUUACAUAUCUGCCGAGUUCUUCCUCCAGGCUGCUUUCCUGCAUGUGCUCAUCAUUGUAACAAUGGUUUGUGCUUCUGUUUUUGUGGUCUUCACCCAUUUUCCAUCAGCCUCAAGCACAAAGCUCUUACCAUGGAUAUUUGCCUUACUUGUGGCCCUGUUUCCUGUAACCUACCUAUUGGAGGGUCAAGUGAGAAUCAAAAGCAUCAUCGAAGGUUAUGGACUUGGAGAAAUGGGUGAGGAAGAUAGAAAGCUUACUUCUCUUCUGGCUGUUGAGGGGGCAAGGACUUCUCUUCUUGGUCUAUAUGCAGCGAUCUUUAUGCUUAUUGCAUUGGAGAUAAAGUUUGAACUGGCCUCACUUAUUAGAGAAAAGGCUGUGGAGCGGGGUCGGCACAGAUGCAGUCAAUCUGGUCAUAGCAGCUCUGCUCCACAUACUAGGUUCAUGCAACAACGCCAUGCCUCUUCUGUUUCUUCCUUCACAAUUAAGAGAAUGGUUGCUGAGGGAGCCUGGAUGCCUGCAGUGGGUAAUGUUGCUACAGUGAUGUGCUUUGCCAUUUGCCUGAUCUUGAAUGGUCACCUCACUGGUGGCUCAAAUCAGGCAAUAUUCUUCCUUGCUCCUAUUUUACUGCUUCUUAACCAGGACUCGGAUUUCAUUGCUGGAUUUGGGGACAAGCAGAGGUAUUUCCCUGUUACAGCAGCCAUAUCGGCCUACUUGGUGUUGAUGUCACUGUAUACCAUAUGGGAAGAUGUCUGGAAUGGAAAUGCAGGCUGGGGAAUUUAUGUUGGUGGUCCUGGUUGGUUCUUUGCCGUCAGGAACCUAGCUGUGUUGAUCCUAACAUUCCCCAGUCAUAUCCUUUUUAACCAGUUUGUGUGGAGUUACACGAAGCAGACAGACUCGACACCACUUCUAACACUACCCCUGAAUCUGCCUGCCAUCAUAAUAACUGAUGUGAUAAAGAUUAGGAUUCUGGGGGGAUUAGGAAUUAUUUAUUCAGUGGCCCAUUAUUUGAUCUCUAGACAGCAAUAUAUCUCUGGAUUGAAGUAUAUUUAGAAAAAUUGAUACUCUUUACAAUGUGUUCUGGCAAUUUUCAAAUGAGAAGUUAAAGUUGAGGUUGGUUUUCACAUG